Oldenlandia corymbosa var. corymbosa is the source of this 2622-nucleotide messenger RNA. The record is from the annotation of a GenBank genome assembly. Lineage: Eukaryota; Viridiplantae; Streptophyta; Magnoliopsida; Gentianales; Rubiaceae.
GGUAAAAAAAAUAAUCUAACCUAACCAUAGUUGGUUCAAAAGGGGCUAAAAAAGAGAGAGAGAGAAAAAAAAAAAAAACAGUAACCAAAUUACACACAGUCACACAGUGUGACAGUGGACACACAGCAAACACUGACCACUGUGUUGUUUGUUUUUGCCUGGUGCACUGUGAAAUUGGUAGCAAGCAAGCAGCACUGCUGCAUUUCACACUAAAAAAAAAAAAACACCUACUUCAAGGUGGGGACUGUGUGUGUCUUGUACUUUCCUGUGAGUUGUACACUGCCAUUUCUUCUUCCUCUGUUUUCUCUUUUGUUGUUCUUUUGGUGGGUUUUUUUUUUUUUUAUUCCCUACUAUUAUUAUUAUUUUUUUCUGGGGAAGCUUUUUUCUUUACACUCUCACUUGCCCAGAUCAGUGCUUUUUUUCGCCGGUCUUUUUGGCUCAGAUCCGCUUCAAAGUUCCUCUGCUCUUAAGGAAGAGGAGGAAAAUUUUGCUAGGCUUUUGAUACAUAAGAAUAUAAAAUUUUCUAUGGGCAAAUGCUUACUGUGUUAAAGACUUGAUUUUUAGCCGACCCCUUUGUUGGGGCGGUUUGUUAUUAAUUGAUGGGUAGUUUCAUACUUGAGCUUCCUCAUGUAAUGUGUGGAUGAUCACUCAGUUUUAUUAAGUAGGAAUUGUUUAAAAUGCUUAGUGGUGUGAUUUUUGGGGAAGUAUCUCUAAUGGGUUAUGGGAUGUGGCCCUCUGCCUACUGUCACAUUGAAACCUCCCCUUAGACUCCUUUCAAACAUGGUGCCAAAUAGUCUAGAAAAGGAAUGCUGGCCAAGGAAUGGUCUGCAAUGUGAUAUAUUGGUGAAAGGUUUGUCCUUAAAAGAAGAUAGUACAAUGUGAGAUCCAACUUCAUUACGCUACAAAUAUUUUGCUCUGAAUUUGCUGUAAUUAUAUCUGAAGUAUGUUGCCUGAGAUUUGCUUCAUUCUUAGGUGUUGGUAGACUUUAUGUAAAGGGUACUCAUGGGAGGGAAUUGAAGUUUCUCAAUCCUGGUACUGCUUUAGGAGUACAAAAUCUCUAUGCUUACUACUGUAAUCGGAAACAUGGGCUUACUCUGCAGCAGACACCAAGACCACAAUCAAGCUGAUGCUGAAGAGAAUGCACAGACUGCAGAAAUAGAAAGAAGAAUAGAGCGAGAAACAAAAGCUGAGAAGCAUAUUCAGAAACUUCUUUUACUCGGUACUGGAGAAUCUGGCAAGUCCACAAUUUUUAAGCAGAUAAAACUACUGUUCCAGACUGGAUUUGAUGAUGCUGAGUUGAAGAGCUACAUACCAGUCAUUCAUGCCAAUAUAUAUCAGACAAUAAAAAUAUUGCAUGAUGGGUCCAAGGAGUUGGCUCAAAGUGAAGGAGAAUCGGGAAAGUAUGUUUUAUCUCCUCCAAACAAGGAAACUGGGGAGAAGCUUUCUUCAAUUGGGGGCCGGUUAGAUUAUCCUCAUCUCAAUAAGGAACUGGCUCAGGAGAUUGAAACUCUCUGGAAAGAUGCUGCUAUACAGGAAACAUAUGCACGCGGUAAUGAAUUUCAAGUUCCAGAUUGUGCCCAUUAUUUCAUGGAAAAUUUGCAUAGAUUUUCUGAUGCACACUACAUUCCAACAAAGGAGGAUGUGCUGUAUGCAAGAGUUCGUACUAGUGGUGUUGUAGAAAUUCAGUUCAGCCCAGUGGGAGAGAACAAAAAAAGUGGCGAAGUAUAUCGACUUUUUGAUGUUGGAGGCCAGAGAAAUGAGAGAAGGAAGUGGAUUCAUUUAUUUGAGGGUGUUUCUGCGGUGAUCUUCUGCGCAGCCCUUAGCGAGUACGAUCAAACCCUUUACGAGGAUGAGAGCAAGAAUAGAAUGAUGGAAACUAGGGAACUCUUCGAUUGGGUCCUAAAGCAACCAUGUUUUGAGAAAACAUCAUUUAUGCUAUUCCUCAACAAGUAUGAUAUAUUCGAGAAGAAGGUCCUCAAUGUUCCUCUAAAUGUCUGCGAGUGGUUUAAAGAUUACCAGCCAGUUUCGACUGGGAAGCAAGAAAUUGAGCACGCAUAUGAGUUCGUUAAGAAGAAAUUUGAAGAGUUGUAUUUCCAGUGCACUGCUCCUGACCGAGUGGAUCGUGUGUUCAAGAUUUACAGAACCACCGCGCUUGAUCAGAAGCUUGUAAAGAAGACAUUCAAACUAGUUGAUGAAACGUUGAGGAGGAGAAACCUUUUCGAAGCAGGUUUGUUGUGACCCACCCAAGGCCCCCCACCCCCACACCAAAAAAAAGAAGAAAAAAGAAGAAACAAAUUUGUCAAUAGUUUCCGAUAAUGAGGAUGACGGAAUUGUAUGAGAGUGAGUUCUGGACGGCAAAUUUGUACAAUUAUUAGGCAGGAAAAAAAAAAAAACUGGCACAGCAGCUUAAGGAUCGUAGUCCUUGAAGAUUCAUUCCACAGGUGUAAACAAGUUUUUUUUUGUAUUUCCCAUUCUUUUAAGCAAAAUCUAAAUCACGCCAUUUGAUCUUGUGUCAUUGUGAUAAAGGACCCAGCCAAAAGAAACAAAUUGUCAUCAAUUUACUUAUUUUCUGAUCAUGAGGAUGACAUAUUUGUACCGGAGUUCUGGUCGGCAAAUUAUAAC